Trifolium pratense (red clover) is the source of this 3787-nucleotide messenger RNA. Its product is annotated as LRR receptor-like serine/threonine-protein kinase RGI2. The transcript has 2 exons. Gene Ontology annotation, molecular function: ATP binding; protein binding; protein kinase activity. NCBI's taxonomy places the organism in Eukaryota, Viridiplantae, Streptophyta, Magnoliopsida, Fabales, Fabaceae. Gene Ontology annotation, biological process: protein phosphorylation; hormone-mediated signaling pathway. The record is from RefSeq and is a predicted model, not a curated record. Bases 121 to 3507 code for a protein of 1128 amino acids. Gene Ontology annotation, cellular component: plasma membrane.
AAUAUAAUAGUCACCUCAGUUCAAGAAAGUAGCUUGAGAUAGAGACACACACACAAAAUGAAAAACCAAGAGUUGAAAUAUCCCUAUAGACAUGGUUGAGUUUUUCAUGCAAAAUUGCUAAUGUCAAUGCAAAGCCAACACCACCAUCAAACAAUGAACUCACUAUCUUACUUCUUCCACCUCCUCAUCUUCACGUUCCUCCUCCCUCUUCCCCUCACUUCCUCCAAUGAACUCACUACCUUACUUUCAUGGACACACUCCCUCCACCCUUUUUCCAAUUGGAACACUCUAGACACAAAUCCAUGCAAAUGGUCAUUCAUAACAUGUUCAUCACAAAACUUUGUAACUGAAAUCAACAUCCAAAAUGUCCAAUUAGCCCUUCCUUUUCCUUCAAACAUCUCUUCACUUUCUAAUCUUCAAAAACUAGUCAUUUCUGGAACUAACCUCACUGGAACUAUCCCUUCAGAUAUUGGUAACUGUCUUGAUCUCAUAACCAUUGAUCUUAGCUCAAAUAGUCUUGUUGGUGAAAUUCCUACAACUAUUGGUAACCUAAAAAAUCUUCAAAACUUAAUCUUAAACUCUAACCAGUUAACUGGUUCAAUACCUAUUGGACUUUGUGAUUGUGUUAAUCUCAAAAACCUUGACAUUUUUGACAAUGAUCUUAGUGGAAACCUUCCUAUUGAGUUAGGGAAGCUUUCAAAUCUUGAAGUUAUAAGAGCUGGUGGAAACAAAGAUAUUGUAGGGAAGAUUCCAGAAGAAUUAGGUGAAUGCAAGAAUUUAACUGUUUUAGGGCUUGCAGAUACUAAAAUUUCAGGUUCAAUACCUAAUUCAUUAGGUAAAUUAAUCAAGCUUCAAACAAUAUCUAUUUAUAGUACUUUAAUUUCUGGUAAAAUUCCUAAUGAAAUUGGUAAUUGUUCUGAGCUUGUGAACUUGUUUUUGUAUGAGAAUGAUCUUUCUGGUGAGAUUCCUUUUGAGAUAGGUAAGCUUAUGAAGCUUGAAAAGAUUUUACUUUGGCAAAAUAGUUUUGUUGGUAGAAUACCUGAUGAAAUUGGAAACUGUAGUAGUUUGAAGAUUCUUGAUUUGUCUUUGAAUUAUUUCUCCGGUGGAAUACCUGAGAGUUUAGGGAAACUAUCGAAUCUUGAAGAGCUUAUGUUGAGUAAUAAUAAUGUUUCUGGUUCGAUACCAGCUUCGGUUUCGAAUUUGACAAAUUUGAUUCAGUUGCAGUUAGAUACAAAUGAGAUAUCAGGUUUGAUUCCGGUCGAGAUUGGAAAGUUGACAAAACUAACGGUUUUUUUCGCAUGGCAGAACAAACUUGAAGGUCGAAUUCCGUCUGAGUUAGGAGAUUGUUUAAGCCUUGAGGCUUUGGAUUUGUCUUAUAACAAACUUAGUGAUAGUUUACCUUCAGGUCUUUUUAAGCUUCAGAAUUUAACUAAGCUUUUGUUGAUUUCUAAUGAUAUCUCAGGUUUCAUUCCUCCUGAGAUUGGUAACUGUAGUUCUCUUAUUCGACUUCGGCUUUUAGAUAAUAGAAUUAGUGGUAAGAUACCAAGAGAAAUAGGUUUUCUUAAUAGCCUUAGUUUCCUUGAUUUGUCUGAAAAUCGUCUAAGUGGUUCGGUACCAUUAGAGAUUGGAAAAUGUAAAGAGCUUCAAAUGUUGAAUCUAAGUAAUAACUCUCUUUCUGGUGAUUUGCAUGGUUUUUUGUCUUCUCUUACAAUGCUAGAGGUUUUAGAUGUUUCAAUGAAUAAUUUUUCUGGUGAGGUUCCGAUGAGUAUUGGUGAAUUAACUUCGCUUCUUCGAGUUAUUUUAAGCAAAAACUCUUUCUCUGGAUUAAUUCCUUCAACUCUUGGGAAAUGCUCAGGUAUUCAACUUCUUGACCUUAGCAGUAACAUGUUCUCGGGGAGCAUACCGCGAGAAUUGUUUCAAAUUGAAGCACUUGAUAUUGCUUUGAAUUUGAGUCACAAUGCAUUAUCAGGAGUGAUUCCAGUUGAGAUUUCGGCUCUAAACAAGCUCUCAGUUCUAGACCUUUCGCAUAACAUGUUUGAAGGUGAUUUGACGGCGUUUUCAGGCCUUGAAAAUCUUGUUUCUUUGAACAUUUCAUACAACAAAUUCACUGGUUAUUUACCAGACAACAAGUUGUUUCAUCUACUAGCAGCAACGGAUUUGGUCGGAAAUCAAGGUUUGUGUCCUAACGGUCAUGAUUCAUGUUUCAUUGAAAAUGCUGCAAUGACAAAGAUGUUAAACCGUUCUAAUUCUAAGAGGUCGGAGUUGAUUAAAGUGGCCAUUGGUUUGCUAAGUUUCUUAUCUGUUGCAAUGACAAUCUUUGGAGUUGUUACAGUCUUUCGAGCAAGGAAAAUCGUUCGAGACGACAAUGAUUCCGAGAUGGGAGGAGGAGGUGAUUCAUGGCCUUGGCAGUUCACACCAUUCCAAAAGGUCAGCUUUUGUGUGGAGCAAAUUCUAAAGUGUUUGGUGGAAUCCAAUGUAAUUGGAAAAGGGUGUUCGGGGAUAGUUUAUCGUGCAGAAAUGGAAAACGGCGACGUCAUUGCUGUAAAAAGACUAUGGCCAACAACAACAGCAGCUAGAUCCACCGCAAGAUACGACCAUAGUCAAAGCGACAAGUUAGCAGUUAAUGGUGGAGUUCGUGAUUCGUUUUCAGCUGAGGUAAAAACUCUCGGUUCAAUUCGCCACAAGAACAUUGUGAGGUUCUUAGGUUGCUGUUGGAACAGAAACACAAGGCUGCUUAUGUAUGAUUACAUGCCAAAUGGGAGUCUAGGAAGUUUACUGCAUGAAGGAAAUGAUAAUUGCUUGGAUUGGCACAUUAGAUUCAAGAUAAUACUAGGAUCAGCUCAAGGUUUGGCUUAUUUGCACCAUGAUUGUGCUCCUCCUAUUGUUCAUAGAGACAUUAAGGCCAACAACAUCCUCAUAGGCCUUGAAUUUGAACCGUACAUAGCUGAUUUUGGACUCGCAAAACUUGUCGAUGAUGGAGAUUUUGCAAGAUCGUCAAGUACACUAGCCGGUUCUUAUGGUUAUAUAGCUCCUGAGUAUGGAUACAUGAUGAAGAUAACCGAGAAAAGUGAUGUAUACAGCUAUGGUAUAGUUGUAUUAGAAGUACUAACAGGCAAGCAACCAAUUGAUCCGACAAUACCAGAUGGACUUCACAUUGUUGAUUGGGUUAGACAGAAAAGAGGAGGAGUUGAAGUGCUAGAUGAGAACUUAAGAGCAAGACCAGAAUCCGAAAUCGAAGAAAUGUUGCAGACAUUAGGUGUUGCAUUGUUAUGUGUAACUUCAAGUCCUGAUGAUAGACCAACAAUGAAAGACGUUGUUGCAAUGAUGAAAGAGAUUAAACAAGAAAGAGAUGAAUGUGUGAAAGUUUUUGAUGGAACUUCUAGAAAUGAUCGACAUGAAAGUAAUCAUAAUGAAGAAGAAUCGUCGGAAAUGAUGAAAGAUUCAUGUCCUACAACAAGCAGCAGCAGCAUAAAUGUGCAGUUACAUUACUCUCCUCAAUCCUCAUAGUUCUACAACACUAAAUUAAGUUUGAAAUAGUUAAUAAUAGUAAUGUUACUAGGGAACUAGAUUUUUUCUUAGCAAGAGUGGUUUGAUUUCUAUGUGAUUUUUAUUCCUUCAGCUUCAUAAUUAUGGUAUUAAUGUGUAUAUGGAUAUUUAGUCUUAAUAAUUGUGAGAAUUGAAGUAAUCUUUGUUCAUUAUAUUUACAUUGUUUCUUUUUCUUUUCUUGAAAAACUAUAUAUCAAGGAGGGUAUAUAAACCUUUAUGACCUCAGUUUCCAUUUUUUCCU